GGUGCUGUUUCUCCAGUCUCUUUCCCCUGUCUUUGUCUCACACACUCUUUUGUUAGCCAUGCCUAGCCUGCUGGUUCUAGCAGGGAUCAUGGAGAAAAACGGGGGCUUCGCCGGGGAUCUGGCCGGCUCCGGCUUCGGGGGCGACGGUCUCCUCGUGCCGCCCGACGACGAGGAGGACGACUCCCGCGCCCUCCGGGUCGCGCUGGGCCAGUUGUCUCUGCUGGGGCUCGGGGAAGGCGAGGACGGAGGCGGCGGCGGAGGAGGCGGCGGCGGAGCCCCGACACCGGGAGGAGUGCAGGACCGGAGUAACAAUAACAACAACCACCACAACCACACGAACAACGGCGGCGGCGGCAUCGGGGACGCGGCGAUCCUGCAAGGGAAGAGCAAGUUGUGCGCGCUGUACGAGAGCGCGAGCGAGACGAAGGGACGCGGCUGCAACAUCACGGAGUGCGUCCCGGUGCCCAGCUCCGAGCAUGUGGCCGAGAUAGUGGGGAGACAAGGUUGUAAGAUCAAAGCCCUGCGAGCCAAGACCAACACCUACAUCAAGACGCCGGUGAGAGGGGAGGAGCCUGUGUUCCUCAUCACGGGCCGCAAGGAGGACGUGGCGCUGGCCCGCCGCGAGAUCAUCUCGGCCGCCGAGCACUUCUCCAUGCUGCGGGCGUCCCGCAACAAGCUGGGCGUGUCCUUCAGCGGCUCGCCGCCCACGCCGCUGCCGGGCCAGACCACCAUCCAGGUGAGGGUGCCGUACCGCGUGGUGGGGCUGGUCGUGGGGCCCAAGGGCUCCACCAUCAAGCGCAUCCAGCAGCAGACGUGCACGUACAUCGUCACGCCGAGCCGCGACCGCGACCCCGUCUUCGAGAUCACGGGCUCGCCGAGCAACGCCGAGAGGGCCCGCGAGGAGAUCGAGGCGCACAUCGCCUUCCGAACGGGGGGCCUGCACGACCACAACAACGAGAACGACUGCCUGGGGCCCAACGGCGGCGGCGGCAGCCCGGUGGGCUGCGGCGGUCUGGAGAGCCGGCUGCAGCAGGUGUGGGGGCUGCAGGGGGGCCAGCGCAAGCCGCUCACCAGCAGCUACCGCCAGAACUUCUCCGACGCCAUGGUGGUGGGAGGCGACGGCGGCGGCGGCGGCGGCGGGAUCUACAGCAAGAGCAACUUCUCGGGCUCCGGGGAGAAGCCGUGCUCUUACUUCGGGUCGGAGGGCACCGCCCAGAGCUGGGGCGACCCCGACUACCCCAAGCAGGUGGCCUUCUACGCCCAGCAGCGCUCCAAGAGCUUCGGGGGCCUCCCGCUGCCGCUCACCAGACUCUCCCCCGGCUUGUCCGAGUCCUGCGGCGGCGGCGGCGGGUGCAACAACAACAACAACUCGUCGGUGGGCAGCAUCGUGUCCGUUUGCGGCGGCGGCUCGCCUCACGCCCAGGCACGCCGCGCCCACAGCGAGCCCACCUCGGCCGGAGACGGGUGUUUCUCCGGCCGCCUGCCCGUGCCGGACUCGCCGCCGAUGAGCGCGCGGGACUGCAUGACGUGCUUCGAGAGCAAAGUGACGGCCGCCCUGGUGCCGUGCGGCCACAACCUGUUCUGCAUGGAGUGCGCCAUCCGGAUCUGUGAGCUCAACCACCCCGAGUGCCCGGUGUGCCACACCCAGGUCACUCAGGCCAUCCGAAUAUUCUCUUAAAGGAAUCCUGGUUUUUUUUUUUUUAAUCAUUUAGUUUUGUGUUCUGUUCAAUAAUUAUGUUUUAUUAUGAUUAUUAUUAUUACACAUUUUUUUUUUCUUCCAGAAAAUUUACAAAACAAUCGAGCAGAUAUUUUAGGAGGCACUGCUUGCUUUACUAAAAAGAAAAGGGAAAAAAAGUAUAAGAAAUAUUUUUAAGUUUUUCUUUUAUAUAUAUAUGCAUAUAUAUUUUAUAAAAGUUUUGUUUAUAAGAGAAGUAUAGUUCCUUGCUUUUUCAGUUUGUUUUGACUGCUGCCGCUCGUCUGGCGGCGUGUAAUAAGACGGUAAUGUGAACAUUUUUUAUUAUUCAAUUUUUUUUAUUUUGUAACCAUGAAGUGGGUUUAUAUGGAAGGAAGAAGAUGAUUGUUGAGAUACCCGAUCUGACCCCGAUGACCCCGUGAGGAGAGGGACCCCGUAGACUCGUCAUUGCACCUUUACAAUCAUCUCGCUCUAAAAUAGGAAUUUUUUUCAAUCACACAUUUUUUACGUUUCGGGAGCUGAAGGUGAAUUCACUUCUACUGUGAUCGUGUUUUUUAAUUAGUCCAAAAACAAGAUAUUAAUUUUGAGCAAAAAAAUGAAAAAUGUGAAUUUUGGUUUGGAUUGGUUUGAGUCAAAGCCAUGUACUCUUUUACACCCCCCCCCCCCUUCCGCCUUUAUUCCAUUCUUAUACCUUUUUUUUAAAAAGCCUUGAUGCAAAAAAAAUAAUUUAUUUAUGGUUAAUUGGAUGUAUUUGUAUUGGGAGACGAGUGAGAAGCAGGAAGAAGAAGUCGGUUGAAACAGGACUCGCGGUUCCUCGCUUUGGCGUAAAGCACCGAUUUGAAUGUGCGGGGCCCAAAAGCCUUGGAGCCGGUCCAGUUGCCCCCCCCCCCCAUGGACUCGUUUCAAAGCCACCUCGACCGCGCUUCAUUGUCUCGUGCGGUCGGUCGGCGUGUAAAUAAAGAGGAUGAUCGCUCCAGAAAGCCCCGAAAUAGUCGACGCUGUAAAACGCAGAGUCCCAAAAUCAGUAAUCCUUCCUCCACGUUCCCCAACGGCAUUGUGUGUGUGUGUGUGUGUGUGUGUGUGUGGCCAGCUGUCUCCCCUGUAAUUAGCAAAGCUGUACAGGAGCAGGUGUUUCGUGGCACACUGUAGCUGUGACCCCCAAGUUGGAGGUCUCGCCUCUCGCCCCCUUUUUUCUUUUUCUUUCUCCCUUUUUUUGGGUGGAGGGGGAGGGGGGGGGGGCUUUUAUUGUUCGCCCCGCUUACAGUUUGAGCGUUUUGCUUCUCUCUCUCUCUCUGAGCAUGCGGCGCAUUGUCCGGGCCCCGGCGGCGGCGGCGUGGGCCGCGCGGCGCUCGGACACGGCCUGGAGCCACUCAUUGACAAUUAGG
This is a messenger RNA of Pseudoliparis swirei, 3078 nucleotides long. It is a transcript of the gene mex3a, whose product is annotated as mex-3 RNA binding family member A. The coding region runs from base 59 to 1678 and encodes 539 amino acids. The transcript has 2 exons. Lineage: Eukaryota; Metazoa; Chordata; Actinopteri; Perciformes; Liparidae. Gene Ontology annotation, molecular function: RNA binding. The record is from RefSeq and is a predicted model, not a curated record.